Malania oleifera is the source of this 1045-nucleotide messenger RNA. Its product is annotated as probable F-box protein At3g61730. The record is from RefSeq and is a predicted model, not a curated record. Gene Ontology annotation, molecular function: protein binding. Gene Ontology annotation, cellular component: nucleus. Bases 1 to 915 code for a protein of 304 amino acids. Gene Ontology annotation, biological process: reproductive system development. Lineage: Eukaryota; Viridiplantae; Streptophyta; Magnoliopsida; Santalales; Ximeniaceae. The transcript has 8 exons.
AUGGGGAAGCGAUUCCAAAGAGACAAAUCCAUCUGCAACUGCAUCUCUCCUCGCCCCUCUUUUCUCACUCCUCACUCUUCUUUCUCCUGGUUCUUUUUUGAAGAGGACGUGUGGACGGAGAUUGCGAAGCACCUGGAUGGAAAGUCUCUUGUGAUGCUUGGAUCAACCAGCAAGUGGUUCCACCUCCUUAUCAUGGAGGAGAGCAUUUGGAAAUUUGCCUGUUUACGGGAGCUUCAAGUACCCGAUGCUGGACACGUUUCCUUCAAGUGGAUCCAGCUUUAUGCUUCAGCUUUCGAUGGAAGUCACUCUUAUGCCUUCCGUCAGCAGGAGAAACAUAUAGAUUGGAUGAGAAUUGGUGCAUUUUUCCUCGACUCAUCGACCGUUCUUCUGACGGAGAAGCUGAGCUCUCCACCAGAAAUUCCACCAGAAGGGACUAUGGAGAAAAUGUUGCAGUCCACUGGCUCUUGUGUGCUGAACAAUAUUAGAACUGGGAUUUGGAUAGCCGAUCUACAGCUUGUCCGGUGUCCUGUCUGUGAUCAGAACACAUGCGAUGGAACAAUGCAGACUUUAGAUGCAAGGCAUGUAGAGCUUUUUUUGAGCGAGGGUUACAAGAAUGGGAGCUGGGAAUACAACCUCAUAGGAUCCCAUGACAUUAAGAAACACACAGAGGGAGCUGCAGGCGGCAUUUUUGACAUUAAGCACCUCGAGGAUCCCUCAACCUCUGAGGUGUUUGAUCUCAAGUCAUGGGUGGGGAAAUCCAAUGACUGGCAACCAAAAGCCAUGAUAACCCUCCAUGCAGCUGCUGUGAACACCAAUUUGCAAGAGAAUGAAGGGCUUCAUGUAAAAUACCACGCGAUGACUGCCGGAGCUGAUGGCGAAGUUGUUUCCAUAAGAAUCUCUCAGCAGCUUCUGUAAUCGUGUUGAAAUGCAAGAACCCUUGGCAGAAUUUUUGUACUCUCCCCAGGCGUGCAAUUUUAGUUGGUUCGUCCUUACAAACAGUUGGUCACACAUCAGUAGUAAAUGGGGAUUAACACAAAAAAAAGAG